UUAACACAAAAAGAUAUUUGAUUAUUUCUCUCCUGGCUCUUCUUGUAUCAACUCCCUAUGUAGCUGCAAGCACUCUUUGCAUUAAGGAAGAGAGAGAAGCCCUCCUUAAAAUUAAAAAAGAUCUCAAGGAUCCCCACAAUUGCCUCUCUUCGUGGGUUGGGAAUGAUUGCUGUAAUUGGAAUGGUAUAGAAUGUCACAACCAAACUGGUUACAUUCUAAAGCUUGAUCUCGGACUAGACUUAUGUCCCUUCACCACAAAUAUAUUGCCACCAUCUUCCAUAGGUGGUGAGAUAAAUCCUUCAAUAACAGGCUUGAAACAUCUGAGAUACCUGGAUCUAAGUUUCAAUAACUUCGAAGGAAUCCCCAUUCCGAAAUUUAUUGGUUCUCUCAAUAAGCUGCGUUACCUUUACUUACUCGAUGCAAAUUUUUCUGGAAUGGUCCCUACUCAUCUUGGCAAUUUGUCAAAUUUGCAGCAUCUUGCUAUCUCUUCUUCAUUUGAUACACUCUGGGUCAGAGAUGUAAGUUGGCUCUCUGCUCUGUCUUCACUUCAGUAUCUAUACAUGGAGUCUGUUAACAUCACUAGCACAUCCCAUGAGUUGUUUCGAGCUGUGAAUAUGAUGUCUUCUUUGUUAGAGUUACGUCUAAUCUCUUGCAAUCUUCGUACUCUCCCGCCAUCUCUUCAAUUGGAAAAUAUUACAUCACUUUCAGUGCUUCAUUUAUCUGGUAAUCCUUUUAAUUCCUCAAUACCUUCAUCGUUGUUCAAUAUGAGUAGUCUCACAGAACUUGUUCUUUCUUCUUCAUCUCUUAGAGGUCCGCUUCCUAUGCUUCAGGGAGGGAAUCUCUGCAAGCUUCGGAUUAUGGACCUAUCCUUUAAUUAUCUCACUGGUCAUAUUACUCAAAUGUUGGAUACCUUGUCAUCCUGUUCAAAUCACGUAAUUGGGAAACUGUCUCAUUCUAUAGGGAAAUUCAACAGUCUAUUUGAACUUGUUCUGUCAUUCAACUCAUUCUCCGGUCCUAUGCCAGUAUCAAUAGGAAACUUAUCAAAUCUAGCGCUUCUGGACAUGCAAGGAAACACGAUGAAUGAGGAAAUUCCAGAAAGUAUUGGUCAACUAACCCAAUUGAGUUAUCUUAAUCUAUACCAGAACAACUGGGAAGGCACAAUGACAAACAAUCAUUUCCAUAAUCUCACAAACCUAGCUAGUUUCUAUAUAUCAUCCAAACCAAACUCAUUUGUCUUUAAAGUGACUCAAGAAUGGAUUCCUCCUUUUAAGUAUUUGAAUCAUGUGGAAAUUCGUGAUUGUCAAGUUGGCCCUACAUUUCCUAGCUGGCUCAGAAACCUGACGUUCUUGAAAGGUGUAUUCCUAGAAAAUGUUGGAAUUUCUGGAGAGAUACCCCAUUGGUUUUACAACCUGUCCUCUCAAAUUUGGGCGCUAGAUCUUUCUCAAAACAAAUUAAAUGGCUACCUUCCCAAAAUAUUUAACUUCUCAAAUUCACCUCGUAUUAACCUUGCUUUCAAUCAGUUGAAAGGCUCAGUCCCUCUUUGGUAUGGUGUGGAUGCUCUCGAUCUAAGCAACAACUUGUUAUCCGGAACAUUGCCAACCAAUAUUAGCAAAGAAAUGUCGCAUUUGACAUUCUUGGAUAUCUCAAAUAACCACCUUUAUGGGAGCAUUCCACUAGCAAUAAAUAAGAUUCAAUAUUUGUCAUAUAUUGCGUUAUCUAAUAAUUAUUUGAAUGGUUCCAUCCCCAUGUUUUGGAUGGGUAUGGGAGAAUUACGAAUCAUUGAUCUAUCCAACAACAGUUUAUCUGGUGAAAUUCCAGCUUCAAUAUGUUCUCCGUCGUCUCUUGUUAUCCUAAAGUUGAGCAACAAUAAUCUCUCAGCAAAUUUGUCUUCAACAUUUCAAAAUUGCACUUCACUUCAAACUCUUUUGUUGGGAAACAAUAGGUUUUAUGGGUCUAUGCCAAAAGAGAUCUCCAAAAACCUUCCUUUUCUUGAAGAUUUACUGUUAAGAGGUAACACACUGACAGGAAGCAUUCCUGAAGAGGUAUGUGGUCUUCAUUUUCUCCAUUUUUUUGAUUUGGCAGAAAACAACCUAUCAGGAUCUAUACCAACAUGUUUGGGUGAUGUCCAAGGUUUCAAAUUGCCACAAACUUAUUUAACUCGUGCAACGGUGAAUAGCUCGUUAUUGUACUCGACACAUGUAGAGUUGAUGGUUAAAGGAAGAAUAACUGAAUACGAGAAUGGAAUGUUUGUGCAUUCAACAAUUGAUCUUUCUAAUAAUGAUCUUUGUGGAAAGAUACCAGAGAAGUUAACAGAGCUAAUUCACUUGGGUAUCCUAAACUUAUCUUGGAACAGGCUAACGGGAAACAUACCGAGCACCAUUGGAUCGCUAAAAGAUUUAGAAAGUCUAGAUCUUUCACGCAACCAUCUUUCGGGUCCAAUCCCUGCAAGCAUGGCUUCCAUGACAUUCUUGAGCAAUUUGAACUUGUCAUACAACAACCUGUCUGGACAAAUUCCAUUUGGCAACCAGUUCGACACAUUUAAUGAUCCAUCAAUUUAUGAAGGAAAUCCUAAACUUUGUGGGAAACCGUUGCCAACUAAUUGUUCAUCAGCGUUGCCUGGAAAUGAAGAGAAAGGAGGAAAACAUGAAGAUGGAGCUGAUGAGAAAAUUGAACGAUUGUGGUUAUAUGGAAGCAUAGCCUUUGGGUACAUCACAGGCUUCUGGUUGGUCUGUGGCAGCUUGAUGUUGAAGAGGUCGUGGAGACAUGCAUAUUUCAACUUUGCGUUUGACAUGAGAGAUAAGCUUCUGGUUUUGAUUGCUGUUAAUUUGGCACGUGUGAAACGCAAGUUCGGACUUGAAAGAAACUAAGAGCAGCAGAGAAGACGAAGGCAACAACAAUAGCCUUGUUAUCCUUAUCUUGUUCAGUUCAAUAAGGUAUACCACUCAUGCAGUUAUCAUAUU
This is a messenger RNA of Cajanus cajan (pigeon pea), 2960 nucleotides long. Its product is annotated as receptor-like protein EIX2. The record is from RefSeq and is a predicted model, not a curated record. Lineage: Eukaryota; Viridiplantae; Streptophyta; Magnoliopsida; Fabales; Fabaceae. Gene Ontology annotation, molecular function: protein binding.